AACCCUAGCCCCUCUCUCCCCGCACACCACUCCUCCUCCCUUCCAGAUCGCAGCCGCCACCUCCUCCCUUCCAGAUCACGGCCGCCACCUCCCUACGGCGGAGCUCCUCGCCGUCCAUGGCCUCCCCCACACACUCCUCUCUCCCACCCCCUCCCGAAUCACCGCAUGUCCCUCUCAUCCUCGUCCACCCACGAAGCCCUAGAUCCCUUCUCCCCAUCGCCACCACCGCUCCCUUUUCCCCAUCGCAGUCCUUCCCCAUGUAUCGCGUUGCCCAGAUCCACGCCACACCUCGCCGUCCACACACGCUCACCGUCCACGCCUCCAUCCCUCCUUCUCUGCCUCGCCCUGUCUCCCACCACGCUACACACCGCACGCCACACGCCACCUCCGCCCUCCCCUCGCCACCGCGCUAAUCCCAUCGUCGAGCCCAGUUCCCCCCACACUAGACGAGCGCCGCUGGCGGCGGCAGGUCACCAUGGCCGCCUCCUCUCUCCCUCUCCCGUGACUCUCCUCACCCCCGCCACCUCCUCUGAUCCCAGCCGAUCCCCGGUCGGUUGAAGAGGUCCCGGUGAGAUUGGACCUGCCUAAGGGCAUCAAGAUGCAGACGCAGAGCGUGUGCAAAUGACGGAGGAGGCGAAGAAGGAGCAUAAGAAGAUGCUCGACAAGCUCUCCCACCAAGCGGACGAUAUGAAGGGAUCGUACAUGAAGUUAAUGACAGAGGUGCAGUCGUCUUCAUCUCAUGGUACUACGGCGAUGGAGCAGAGACAUCUAUCUUCUGAAUUGUACUUCAUUUCAGUCCUCAAUUCAAGAUACUAUGAGUUAACGAUGGUUUGGUAUAUGAGUUCGUAUCACUUCUUCUGUUUCGAAAUUGACAUAUGAGUUGCUUAUGUUCAGUAAAUUUCAUGAAUGUAUGAGUGUUUGUCCAUAAAAAUCAAGAGGUGUAGCAUAUAUCUACCAGGGAUAGUAAUUAUUGUUGCUUACAGGUUACCAAAGUGUUGCAGUUCAUACUAAAUGCAGUUCUAGUGGAAGUCAUAAUAUAUCAAGGACGGAUAAGAGAUCAUCUACUUUCAUAAGGUUUUACUUGCCUGGUUGAUUAGUGUUUUUCUAUAGAACAGACUCCGGGCUAUGUAUAAUGGGCAUUUCUAAUUCAUGUGUAUCAUUGAGUGUAUUAUUUUCCUGUUGAGCAUGGAUUUCGAGUCGUUGGACUAGUCGACAACUAGUCUAUGAGUCGCAAAAAUAUGGUUAACUCAACUUAGCGUCGACUCGCGACUCUGAGUCGCGACUAGUCACAACUUAGGCUCGACUUCUUCCGAGUUGCUGCCCCAAAAGUGACUUGCAUGAGUCGUGACUCGAAAACCAUACUUGAGUUUUAACUAUAGAAGAGAAAUCAUCUAUUUCGUUGCAGUUUCGUUGGACUUAUCCUUUGGUUUCAACUAUACAUCAGAGUGUAUCAUUUUCCUUUUGAGUAGCUUUAUCUGGCGUAUCUAGCUCAAGUAGUAGUUUCCCAGUGAAGAAAAAAAUUCCAGUACCAGAGAUGAAUGGUUGAUUAGUUUGAGCUUCAAGCCAUUUUAGUAUAUUUCUUUGUACGUGUGGCUUGUGGCUAAAACUAGUUUACUUUUAAGUUCAUCCAUGAUGGCCCAUAGCUAUGAGAUCUGAGGGAUGCGGACCGUUCAAGCCAUGCAGCCUAUUUCACCUUUGGUGAACCUUGUUUGAGGCUUAGUAUAAUUGAUGUACUAGUGCACUGCUUGGCGUAAAAUUAUAGCAGUACACAUAGAUAUGCAAUGAAUGCUUCUAGUAUCUUACACAUGUAUAUUUGACAUGAAUGUGUACUGCUUGGCUUAAAGUUGCAACAACCAUGUUUUCUGAAUAACUAUAGUUGCUUUGAAAAGCUGUAAUUUAUUGGCGAUGUUACCUUAUUAUUUGCUCUCUUUAAUUGUUUUUGCAGGUCCAUGAUCUAGCCGAACCACUAAUGGAUGUGGCGUCUACGAAGCACUACACCUAGCUUGCUUGCUGGCGCGCGCGUGCGUGCUUCGAUGCACGACGCUUCAUCGAGCUGGCUGGACCACGGCAAUCUCCAGAGCAGGAGCCGGAGGAGGCGACGAGAUGCUACUGCUGCAGCUGCAUCCUCGGAGGCAGCAGCUGCCCCUCGCCGACCUCACCAACCUCCGGCGUCCGCCAUGAGCUCAGCGCAGGACCCCUUCUACAUCGUCCAGGAGGAGAUCCAGGGAUGGAUCGGUAAGCUGCAGACUACGUUCCAUCGCUGGGAGCAAGUUUCUUCAAACAACGGAGAAUAUGUCCAUCGGACAAUAUCAUCGCUGGCAGCAAGUUUCUUCAAACCUGAUUACUUUGUCAUCAGGCAGGCUGAUUGCAUCCAACUCAAAGAGUUCCACAUUUCUAACUUGAGGGUUCCACUUGCACAUGAUGGCCCCACAACUCCUUAUGGAAAGAAGCUUCCUGCAGCUGACAACAAGAUGCUGGCCUUCAUUCUUCAAUAGUUGGGUGCAUAGGAGCUUUAUGAAGAAGAAUCCCGAAGGAAAACCACACCCAGCAAUGCGUUUUAGCUCACUGCAGCUAGUUAUGUGUUGUAUAUUUAGUUGUAUUCUAUAGCUGAAUACCAGAUCUGUACUAUGUAUCAUUGUAAUGUACUUUGCUUAGCUAUUGUAUGAAAUAUCAUGCCUUAUUGGCUCUUUGAAUCAAA
Messenger RNA from Triticum aestivum (bread wheat), 2698 nucleotides. RefSeq lists its product as uncharacterized. The record is from RefSeq and is a predicted model, not a curated record. Bases 1974 to 2495 code for a protein of 173 amino acids. Gene Ontology annotation, biological process: vesicle-mediated transport. Gene Ontology annotation, cellular component: membrane. The transcript is spliced from 5 exons. Lineage: Eukaryota; Viridiplantae; Streptophyta; Magnoliopsida; Poales; Poaceae.